Pocillopora meandrina is the source of this 1801-nucleotide messenger RNA. The record is from the annotation of a GenBank genome assembly. NCBI's taxonomy places the organism in Eukaryota, Metazoa, Cnidaria, Anthozoa, Scleractinia, Pocilloporidae.
AUGCCAGUUUUAAGGAUCAUUUAUCCAGAGGCAUCGUUUAGAAAAGUGCCAGAAGAUGCAAAUCUGAAAACACUUUUUGACAGGCGAGAGGAAUUAUGCGUAAGUCUAUUCAGUCAGACCAAAGAGAGUGAUGGCCAGUAUAAACUAGCUGACCUGCCACUUGCACACAAUAAGGCCUCUCACUACAACCUAAGGAAUAAGGGAAUGUCUGUUAUGCCUGGUAUUAAAACCAAAAGGUUUCAAAAUUCCUUCAUAAUGCACCAUGCAGCAAAAGAACAAAUGUAAAUCUAAGUAUUUUUACUAUAUUUUAAUUGUUUAUAUUUAGAAUCUAUUAUUAUACGAUUUAUAUUUUUUGUAAUAUAUGCUUUUAAAAUUAUUUUAAAUUAUAUAAAUUGCGCAAGUAAUUCAGCAACUAGUUGUGAUUUUAAUAAUAAGACUUUGCUUAAAAAUUCCUCAUUGACAGAAAACUAAAUUAAACUUGCCCGUCUGUAAUUAGCAAAUCUAUCUCCUACAUCGUGUGGGGAACCCAGGUUUGAUAAGUUUCUAUCUUCUGCUGGGCUUCCUCGCCACACUACUUAUAAAUGACCCUAAAUUGUAAUUUUAUCUGGAUUAAGUAUAGAUUAUUGUGUAAUGAUAUUAAUAUAGUUAUUAUUAUAGAUUGUUGUAAACAACUGUAAUUUAUUUUUGUAUGUGUGUGCGUGUGUAAGUGGCAAACAAAUAAAUAGAUAAAUAUAUAAAACAAGAGUCUUUCUUUCAUGACGACUCUGUAGACGAACUCACACUGGAAUUGCGGUCGAGCAAGUCAGACUGCAUCACAAAUUGGAAGGCCUAAGACUAUUGAUCUUUUGGCGCGCAAAGUCGCUGAUUUUUUUAUCAUGCUGACGUCUAACAUGUAGCGUCAAAGGUGAUAUCUGUCCUGCAGAUGUUUCUGACCGUAAAGCGCGUCAGCAGCUGACCAUUGAAAAUGUGUGACUCAAAGAUGUGGGCCACCACAACUUUGUCAUAGUUGGAAAGUAUAUUGGUAGGGCUUUCCCAACAUGGAGUCAGCUCCUCCUCGUCUGGGGUUAUGGGUGACCACCAUUUCCACUUUCAAGUGACGAAGGUAUGUGUACUGCAUUGCCUCGUCCUGCGAGUUUUCCUCCUCUUCGUCAUCGUGCUACUUCCGGAUGUUUUUCAGCGGGGAGUACGCCCUGGCACUUCUCUCCGCGUUGACCUGCAGUACGUCGUUUUUGUCUACUGUUGCCUUUCUGUUGCCUUGCUGUUGCCAUGUGGUGGUGCACAAGCCGCUUCUUCGCCACUGGCAGGUCAAACGUGGAAGAGGAGUACAUCUCUGCGGAUACUGGUCUCAGUGAUACUCUUGUUAGGACGCAUCCCUACCGUCUUGAAAAUCGCAGUCACCCUCUUCCCUAUGGUUUCUGGUGUGAAGGCUAAACCGUUGUCUUUGACGAACAAAUGGUCCUUCAUCCUCGUGGGCGAAUUGAGGCCUGAUGUGUUUCACAAAGAUGGUCAUCCACCUGUGCAGCGCCUCGUCCGGGACAAUUUCUGCCGGACCUUGGUGGUGCGUUGUCUUGUGUUGGACUACAAGCAACGUCCACGUCUUGGUCAAAAUGCUGCACAAGCGCAUUCUCCAAGGGCCUGGGUCUUGACGCGUUUGGAAGAAGGCAUGUUGUCAGCAGAAAGUCUCAACUCUUUGAGAAAUCCCUUUUUGAAAUACUCUCGGCCUCCAUGCCUAACCUCAAGAUUUUCAAAUCCCUCCUUGCCAGCUUCAAAGUCUCGAAAGACUUCAUAUCCUUCGGUGUAA